CUGUAAAUUUCGAUCCCUUUGGGCAACUAUUUAGGCUUUCAAAAAUUUAUAGCCACCAAACCUUCUUUUGGACUGGACGGUUUCCACGGAGGCAGCUCCCCUCCUCUCUCCCAGUUGGCGGGGGAGCGGGGAGAGUGUUUCCGGAGAGCUCAGGAAUAGGAGGGAAUGUUGACCGGAGAGCACCUGCGCCUGUUCACAGGAGCAGGAACUUGGCUCGAACUGAGUCUGAGAAGAGCCGGAUCUUAACGGAAGGAUUGCCAGUGGAAGAUGGAGGAGUCUGAGGAUGGCGGGCCGGCGCCGGCCCCGGUUUACAUCUACAGUCCUGAGUAUGUCAGGAAGUGCGACUCCUUAUCGAAAGUCCCCAAACGGGCCAGUAUGGUACAUUCUCUGAUUGAAGCAUACGCACUGCAUAAGCACAUGAGAGAUGAAGCAUCUGGUUUUUGUUAUCUCAAUGAUGCUGUCCUGGGAAUAUUACGACUGCGACGGAAAUUUGACCGUAUUCUCUAUGUGGACUUGGAUCUGCACCAUGGCGAUGGUGUACAAGAUGCCUUCAGUUUUACAUCCAAAGUCAUGACUGUAUCAUUACACAAAUUCUCUCCAGGAUUUUUCCCAGGAACAGGUGAUCUGUCUGAUGUUGGCCUAGGGAAAGGACGAUACUAUAGUGUAAAUGUUCCCAUUCAAGAUGGCAUACAGGAUGAGAAAUAUUACCACAUCUGUGAAAGUGUGUUAAAGGAAGUAUACACAGCCUUUAAUCCCGAAGCAGUGGUUUUACAGCUUGGAGCUGAUACAAUGGCUGGGGAUCCCAUGUGUUCUUUUAACAUGACUCCAGUGGGAAUUGGCAAGUGUCUUAAGUACAUCCUUCAGUGGCAAUUGGCAACACUCAUUUUGGGAGGAGGAGGCUACCACCAUGCCAACACAGCUCGAUGCUGGACAUACUUGACCGGGGUCAUACUAGGAAAAACACUAUCCUCUGAGAUCCCUGAUCAUGAGUUUUUCACAGAAUAUGGUCCUGAUUAUGUGCUGGAAAUCACCCCAAGCUGUCGGCUAGACCGCAAUGAGCCCCAUCGAAUCCAGCAAAUCCUCAACUGUAUCAGAGGGAAUUUAAAACAUGUGACCUAGUUCACAAAAAGAUCAGGUUUCCAGAGCUGAGAAGCAGUGCCGGUAAUCAAGACAGCAUGUUUAUGUGAGCAGUUUGUGGAAUUUGUAACUGCAGGGGAAAUUUGGAAGAAAUUACUUCCUGAAGAUUUCCAAGGAGCACCAGUUGGCAGCUGACCUCCUUGGGUGAGGCAAGCAGGCAUCCCAGAGGCUUCUAUUAGGCAUAUGAGAACAGAGAGAUUUCUAAAAAUUAAAGUGUUUCUUUAAAACACGCAGAAAUACAGUUUCUAAUAAUUGAAAAUUAUUUUUAAGCAAGUCGGGGAGGGGGAUAUCUUUAUUUUCUUAAAGGAGGCAGAUUAGAAGCUGAAGGGAGAUGAUGGAGCUUGAGUCACCAGCUGGGUGACGGGAACAGUUGCCAUAACUGCAAGGUCAGUUUGGGCCUCAGAGCCGGGUAGGUGGAGCCCUGGGAGAGUGGGGUUUGUCAGCAGAAGGGGAGAUAGGGAACAGUCCACUUGUGCUCUUUUGAAGGGUUAUGUAUCUAUUUUGUUUUUCAAUAAAAUAUUUGAAAACUUA
Messenger RNA from Echinops telfairi (small Madagascar hedgehog), 1668 nucleotides. RefSeq names its product histone deacetylase 8 (gene HDAC8). The coding region runs from base 268 to 1119 and encodes 283 amino acids. Gene Ontology annotation, molecular function: histone deacetylase activity. NCBI's taxonomy places the organism in Eukaryota, Metazoa, Chordata, Mammalia, Afrosoricida, Tenrecidae. The transcript is spliced from 9 exons. The record is from RefSeq and is a predicted model, not a curated record.